Molecule: messenger RNA, 849 nt
Organism: Capsicum annuum
Lineage: Eukaryota; Viridiplantae; Streptophyta; Magnoliopsida; Solanales; Solanaceae
Product: zinc finger MYM-type protein 1-like
Exons: 3
Coding region: 1-849 (282 amino acids)
Source: RefSeq, a predicted model, not a curated record
AUGGCGAAUUUCCUGGCUGGUUGGAGUAUAGUAUCUAAUGUGGCGGAACAAUCUAUUCAUGCUUCAUUUGAGAAACAAUCUAGUAAAGAUAAGCAUGGAUAUUGCAUUCGAUUGACAGCUACGAUUGAUGUAUCAAGGCUUCUCGUGAGACAAGGAUUGGCAUUUCGGAUCAUGAUGAAUCUAAGUCAUCACUUAACAAAGGCUCCUCAAAAUGAUCAAACGACUUGUCUAAGAAUUCAAAAAGAAAUUGUGAUUGCUUGCAAAAUUGAAACAAUUAAGGGUAUCAUAAAGGAACUAAAUGGUGAUUAUUUUUCUAUAUUGGUUGAUGAAUCUUUUGAUAUCUCAUGCAAGGAGAAAAUGACAAUUGUUUUACGAUAUGUUGAUGAUGGAGAAUUUGUGAUGGAGAGACUUCUUGAUAUUGUUCAUGUCAAAAAUACUAGUGCUUUAUCUCUAAAAGAUGCAAUUGUCAAUUUACUUUCUCAAAAUUCCUUGAGUUUAUCUUAUGUGCGUGGACAAUGCUAUGAUGGAGCAAGCAAUAUGCAAGGUGAUAUCAACGGUCUUAAAAUGUUGAUUAAGAAAGAAAGUAAAUCAACUUUUUCUAUUCAUUAUUUUGCUCAUCAACUUCAAUUGACUCUUGUUGGUGUUUCUAAAAGAUGUCUUCAAGUAGGAGAACUUGUGCACUUGAUUUCAGAUAUUUUUAAUGUGUUGGGGUAUUCUUAUAAACGUAUGGAUGAAUAUAGAGAAUAUCAAAACACAAAAAUUCAGGAGGCUUUUGAUAUGGGUGAGCUUAAAAUCGAUAAGGGCUUACAUCAAGAACUUGGUAUUUCUAGGGCCUGUGAUACUCGUUAG